Messenger RNA from Xyrichtys novacula (pearly razorfish), 19529 nucleotides. NCBI's taxonomy places the organism in Eukaryota, Metazoa, Chordata, Actinopteri, Labriformes, Labridae. The record is from the annotation of a GenBank genome assembly.
AUUGCAGUAUAGGUCAUAAACCCCGCCUUCUACAGCAAAAUGGACAAACUUUACAAAUUAAUCACAAUAUACAUUUUUCUCCCCCCUGGUUGCAAUGUUGACAUGUAUCCCAUAAAAGAAAACUUUUUAAACCAGAAACUGCUUUCUGUUAAAAGCCCUAUGUAAAUGCUACCAAGUAAUACAUAUGCUCCCAAACAAGGUAAACAUCAUGAUCGUAAUUACAGCAUCAGUUACUGUAUGGCCUACUUUCUUCGGAUUAGUUUCCAAUUAAGGCUCAGAGUAUCAUCUUUAUACAUUUUCUAGUAUUAUUCAUUCUCCAUUAUAUAAAGUUCAACAGGAAACAAAAAGUCAGGCCAUCCUGCAGGCAAAUGAUAGCCCUACUUACACUUGCUGAAACAGAAUCAAUUCAGCAGAAUUCAGACAGCAUACGGAGGUCUUUUACCAGGAAAAUUCUCAGACAAUACAAGACUAGAGCCAGCAAUAAUUAUCUAUGCAUUUUAAAACAGGCUUGAAGCGUUGUGCUGAGUCAGUCAUGAGGCACAUUAUGGGUGGAGCAUCUGCAGGUUUCUGCUCUGGCCCAGAUAAUAAACUCACAAUAACUCAUUUAUGUUGAGACACUGACAGUAAAUGAGGGUAAAGAUGAAAUUAAUUGAAAUUGAUGGCAGAUUAACCUUGGAACAAAUGUAAUAUAAGCAGAGGCGCGUUUAAGUUACAGGAACAUCUACAUCUGUUUCAUUAAACCUGUCAUGAGAACCAAUAUCACACAUAAAUAAGACUGAGGCUUAAUUUUGUUGAUAUUUGUCCCGUUCUCUGUCAGUUUCUUUAAAGACUGGCUGACAAAGAGAUCUGUCUUGGGUUAUUUACAAGAAAGGGUGAAAUCAAAACCUACGAUAGAUUUCAAAAUUCUAAAAAAAAAAAAAUUGGUGUGUAAUCAAGAGAUUAAGAUCCCCUGUCCUCAUCAUGUCUUCCCACACUGGCUGUAUUUCCCUGUCAGGCAUACAGUGUUUCUAUUUUCCAGCACACUGCGUCCAGCAUCAUGAGUCAGGGCAUGGUCAUCAUCAGCUGUUCCUACAAUGUGUAUUAUUCACUCACACUGACAUUUCAUUAAGACCCUGGUCACUGCCUGCUUCAAACUGAGGGUCCUAUGGAGAGGGGGUUCUUUAUGGGGGGGAGCUGGAUAAUCAUUCAGGGGGUUAGAAGUGGACAGGAAUGUUUUUAUUUAGUCACUGGGUCCUGUGAGCUGUGGACAGGAGGGUUAGAAUUUCUUGUGACAGUCCUGCAAAAGAUGAAGUAUCAAAAAUGUAUCUGUGUGCCAGCAUCAUCCACAGAGAUGCGUUGUGUAAAGAUAUAACUCAGGGUUAAAUUGUCAUACGUAGAUUUGUCAUGUUUUCUGCAUUUAUUCUGACAGAGUGUAUAUAAUAGGCCCAGACCACUCCUGCUCAGUGCCUUUUUUUAGUUAGGGGAUACCGAUACUUUUUCAAGCACGCACGCGUACAUGCGUAUGCACGUCGUGAGCGCGCAUGCUUUCACAGCUCCGUAAAUUUCUUCUGAAUUGCAAAUUUGAUACCCACAGAACUUACGCAGAAAGUGUAGCAAGUGGGCGCAACACAGUUUCUGAAUCCGCUUCCGGAGUGCCGACGACACCGAUGCCCACAGACUGAUCACAGGGCUUUUACCCGAACAGCACUGAAUGGUAGCAGCUGAGGGACGGGUGCGGAGCGAGGGUUGCCAAACCCGGAGGAUUUCUCACGGCUUGCGGACUAGAAUGCGCUUCUAUAUGUAUCCCCAUACACGGAUGACAGCCUCCAAACAAUCCUACACAGAAAACUUUCAGCUCUACAUUUGACGCGGGGGUGUUAUUGAGAUUUUUUGAAAGCCGGUCCAAGAGCAGACAUGAUGCAGGUGCAAACUGUGGGCUAACGGUGGUACUGAAAUGACUUGCUCGGCGCUGACGCGUUUCAUUGUGCCAUGCCAACCCCGCAUUGUCAGAUGCCAUUUUACUCUGCGUUAUCCCAGCGUCUGGAAUUCCAACAAACUGGGCCUGUUGUGUAAUUAGAAGUUCGUGAGGGCUGUAGCAAACAAGCUGGUGCAAUGAGAAGCUACGCUGCCCCAGACAUUGUGCGCAAUUUGUGUUGAAGCUUAUGGGUCCUGCGUACUCAAGCUCCCGGCUUCCACUUGGAGAGGUGUGCUGCGGGGCUACAGCGCACUGGCUGUCGGCUUCACAUCUGGACCGCCUUGGUACUGUCAUCUGCGGCCUAUUCGGACUGUGCACUCCCUGAACUUGUGUGUGUGUGUGUGUACUGGGAACUGACGGAUGGUGUCGUGUUAGAGGGAAGAGGUGAUUAUUUGGCCUGGACUUGACGUUAUCGGUGAUCCACUGGAACACCGAGGUCCAAAGCUGGACUGGCAGACUACUCAUGGAAAAAACGCUUAUCCAGCUAUGGAUUUUGCGUAGCUAAGUCACGCAUUUUUAAAGGCAACGCUAGGGUGACAUUGCAGUCUUCUCACCAUAUCGGUUAUUUCGUCGUCCGACAAAAAAAUAAAAGAGUGAAAGUGGAGUAUUGUCCGUCGUACGUAUCAACGCAGUGGGAUUUCUACGUCUGGUCGGCGUUCCCCCCCACCCUUCCCGCGGUGACGGUUAUGGGUCGGAAGCGGUGUGUCGGUGCAGAUUGUUCCAAGAUGGCGGCCGGGUGCUGCGGGGUGAAGAAGCAGAAACUGUCGGGAUCGCCCGGGUCGGGGGGUCCCGGCGGGGUGGGGGCGGGAAGCGGGGUGGCAGGAACCGGACAUUGUGGCUCGGAGUUGGGGAUUGGCUCCUCGGCGACCGUAGCAGCAGCGGCGAACGUGAGCAGAGCCAACGGCCUGGGGGGACCCGGGGGUAACGUUAGCGGCGGCGGCGGCAGCAGCAGCGGUGGUGGUGGAAGCAGCGGCACGAACGCUCUGUCCCCAGCCCCGGCCGGUUACACUUCAUCCGGCCUCUCCCCGAAUCUCAGCGCGGGACCUGGUUCGGGAAGUGGAGGCAGAAAAAUGGUCGUCUCAGCGGAGAUGUGCUGCUUCUGUUUUGACGUGCUUUAUUGCCAUCUGUACGGAUACCAACCUCCGAGAACACCCAGGUUUACAAACGAUCCCUAGUGAGUAUUUUCCCUCUUUUGUUGUUUUGCUGCAUGUCAAACCUCGUCGGUGGAGUCUCUCAACAGAGGUCUACCAUGGCAGACUUGAUGGGUUUACCUCUGGAUUUCCCUACAGAGUUCAGAGCACUGACUGUCACGUAAAAAAACAACCUACUUAUAAUGAAUUUAACGUGAAAAGCUCGCGACCAAAGCUUAAUUUAGCCAAGUUGGAAUUCGGGCCUUAUCGAGCAAUCCCUGCACCGGCCUGCUACACCUUUCACCGAAUAUUACCGACAGCAAUGAAUGAUUUUGUUCAAUGUCAACGGUUGUGAUAGCUGGUACUAGCUUAAGUACGGUGUGAUUUUUCGAGUUACCGUCAGUACUCGACGAAAAACACAAUUUGAGAUAGUGUUUAUCCUGUUCGAAGAUCGGUGGCUAAUGUUAGCUAAGCCUGUUAGCCACUCGCUUGUGCUGGCUAGCUGUGAGCACUAAUGCUAAGCUAAAAGAAAAGGGUGUUAUCGAGUGCGAUAGCGGCACUUAUAAUUUUCGUCACAACAGCAGCUGUUUCGUCAUUCCUGGUGUACAUUUUUGUUUCCAGUGAUACAUUAAAAAAGUUGCUGUUAGUGUAAUUAAUCUUUUCGGAUGCCCUCAUUGAACUCACGAUUGCCACAUACCAAGCUUAGCCGGGCUAGCUGCGAGCAACAUUAGCUUAGCAACAAGACAUAAAUGAGCUUUUAGAAAUUAUUUUGUAACUAAUUGUUUUGAAAUCCUCUUUAAUAUCACGACUAGUGCUGCAGUCAUAGUAGUUGUUAGUUUUACAGCAGGUUUCUUACGGUCAAAAGACUUUAUGACCAAGGGAAACCAACCGUGAUGACCGCUUUAGCACCAGCCAACAAAGAAAAGCUAGUUGCCGAGUACUUAGCGGACUGAAUAAUUUUUAGAAGCAAAAUUUGUAUCAGACCAACAUUGUCAGCGUUGAAAAACUGCAGUAAACUCAGUUUUAAAACUUUUGCAUUAACACUUUUACACGUGUCAAUUGAGAGUUGACUCAAACUGUAUAAAAUGUGUAUUUUCUCUCUACCGUCCUUCUCUGAUACAUAUUGACCCCACCUUAUACAGGCGGUGUAAUGUGAUAGCAUGAGACUUUACGGGCCUGUAACAUACAUUGGAGACUGUGGAGGGAUUGUUAACAACUGCAGCCAUAUCAGACUUCUCCAGUUUAUCGACCCGCACUUGCUCAAGAAAGUUUGUAAAGACCAGGACCACGUUAAAAUGUAUGAAAAUACUCAUAUAGUAGCUUUUAUUGCUGCCAUGGAGUGUCUGCUUUGCUGUUGUAAAAAAGUGUGAAAUGUCAAAGAUUUGUGGUACCACAAUUUUACUUCACAGACUGUGAGUGUAUAUAUAAUCAGUUAUUAAUGGACUGUAUGUAGGUUAAGUGUUGGAACACUCAUUUCUAGGAAGUCAUUAUCCAUUAUGCGGAUCAAAAAGUACUGCAUGUACAUACACACAGAAUUAUUUCUCUUUAUUCACUCUGCCCAUCAAAAAAGUACCCUUUCCAUCAACACAGAACACCUAUUGGGAAAAAAAGAACUUGUAUUUAAAGGUAUCAUUUAAACAGGUCACUGUGUGGAACAUGGUAUGCUUUGGCUAAAUAUCAACCAUACACAAGUCUUUCAUUUAUACUGAAUCCUCAAAAACUGCCACAUAAAACACUUUACUUCCAAACUAUCUUUGUAAACUCCAGCCAAAGGCUCUACACAUUUAAAUGUUACAACCAGUCUAAACUCACGGGGUGGCACACACAGAACAAUGGACUGACAUAUCCCAGACAGAGCGGCUACAGCUCACUGUACCAUGUCUUUGGUUUUCCCAAGUCAUAACCACAUGUGUAUGUGUCAGACAAAUGCAAAUUCAGCUCUGCUCUUUGAUUAUUUCUGCCUUUACUGUGAGUUGACUUCAGACAGGCUGCCUCUCUGGAUUUCUGCACAAGUCCACAUUGUGAAAAGCAGCAACAGUAUUUCCUCAGUGUUAUCUAUUCUCUAUUCAGUGGCUUAUUUGGAAGGCCAAAUCAGUGUUAGCACAGACACCACAUAAAUAAUCUAGUGUCAGUGUUUAAAUGCAGAAAAGCCAUAAAGGACCCUGACUUAAGUCCCAGUCCUUUUGUGUACACUAAGCAUUACACCUUCAUAAACAUUAACUAACGUCACAUGAGUCUAAUCAGGAUAAGUGCCUCAUCCCAAGAGGAUGCAAGGACUUAGUCGGGGAUAGGUAAGCUUUUUGUUGAACAUCUGAUCAGAGCCAUGUAAUUUUUGCACGAAUGAAAUGCUUGCCUUUUUUUUUUUCCACAUUUACUUAAUGAAAAAAUCUGGGUUUGCAUCCGACUUUCUCAUUUACUUCUCUGAUAUUAUUAGUACAGCUAAAUCACAACAAAUACAGAAAACAUUAUGUAUUUUUUAACAGGUGUAUGAAAUUUUACUGCUGUUACCCCAUGCCCAUUAAAAUACUUAAUUAAAAAUGGAACUGUACAUUGUGAGUAAUAUUCCCAAAGAAAGAUACAAAACUGAAUAUUUAAGGCCCAGAAAGUCAGUGAGUUUAACACAGUGGAGCUCUGUUUUUUUUUCUUUCUCAUGCAAUAUUGAAACUUUCCAGCCCCCCUUAGAGAAAUAUUCCUUACUUGAUUUGCUCAAGUCUGUCAGAUUUAAAGAGCGAACACUGGGACGUCACCCAACCGUCACCACAUGAAACAAGGUCCACCCAGAACCAGCCAGUCAUGACGAGGAGUGUUGCAAACCAAAACCCACCAAUGUGGUAGCUGCCAUAGACAGAGAAACUCCCACUUAUGGUCUGUUGUGUCCUCAACUUGUCCUUCUCUUGGGGGCAUUGUCAGAUUGAAUCAUUGGAAAUGCCCAAGAUGACUACAACACUUGACACAGACACAGUAUUCUGCUUAGUAACCCAGUCAAACAAUGCAGGGGCACAGAUUAUAGGCAGAUUGUAAUAUUUUUUUAAGAAGCAGUGGUUGUAAAGCUUAAAAGGAACCUUUUCCUCUAGCAAAUACACUGUUUUAUAUCACCCAACAUGAGUUACAUUUACCUUAAAACACUGGAUGUUUGCUCUCUAGCCUGCUGUCUGCCUUGUAUGUUGUUGGCAAUUUAGUAAAUACAGCACAGCUGCUCCUCCGAAUGGAAGAUCAUAUGCUAAGAGCUAUGACUCAAUAUAUGUGCGAAGGCAGCUGCUUCAAGGACUGCCAACAUGGCAUACAUUAGAAAAUAUUUGACUUCAUUUUGACUGCUAGAAGAUCAAUGGAUGAAAUUGUAGGUAGGGAGUAAUGCUGCAUGUAUGAUACCAUAACUACUGAGCAAAUUUAGAUGAAUUACCUUUGGCAACCUUUAUACUUUUAUGUGUUGAUAAAAUCACCUUUAUUUAUUUUGAUAACAGGAUUUGUUGGUGUAAUUUCUGCAUGCAUUAGCCAUUGGUUUAAGCUGGUGCAAUUGAUAAGAUAAGAAGAACUUUAUCUAUCCCUGAGGAAAUUCAAUAAAUGUUAAUGAUAUUAAUAAUGAUGGUUUAUCUAAGUAAGCGCUUUCAACAACCAGCCAGCAAAUUUGAUAUAUAUUGCUUUGCUUAGUAUUUUUUCCAUAUCAGCCUUUGUUCCUACCAGUGACCUAAUGUGUUACUUGUCCUAAGCUGGGGGAUUGUUUAUGAAUAUUUCCAAUCAAGUCACAGGACAGUCACAUUGACAAGAGUUUGAAGAACUGCACAGUUCAGCGUCUGAAAAAAUCAAAGUCUUGUGACAGUUGUGUCUUCAGUACACGAUUUACAUCUCACAGCUGUUGAUUUGUCUUAAUAUUUUUGUUGUUUUAUUUAUUAAGUAGUUAAAUGUGUGAAUGAAAACAGUUUUAAAAUCUUCUUAUGGAGAAGGACCUUGUGUAUGUCUCUUUUAAGUUACAUUUGACUUUGUAAGCCUUAAAUUCCGAAGAGUAACUUUACUUAUACUUAUUUUAUUUAUUUUUUUCACAACAUCGUGGUCUAUUUAAAAGUGCCUGCCAAGACACCUUUUCAAAAACGGUCACACUGUGUGUCAAAACUGGCAACAAAACAGAUUUAUCUGUCAGUGCUACAUGUUGUUUUGAAUAGGUUUCUAAUACGAUAUUGUUACUCAGAAAAAGCCUGAAGCGCUUCAUUUCUUUGCCACAUACACUUGUGACGUGACUCCUAAUAAUGGUAAAUGAAAAUAAAUCUUUCUGCCUGAUUAACCUCACUCCAUGAAGAUUAAAUAAGAUUUGCCAUUUACUAAUGAGUAAUCAGACAAAGUACAGCUCUGAACUCAGGGGCCAGUGUCAUAAAAAAUACUUCAUUCAGGUUUCUAGUGUUAUGUUUGUAUAAAUCUUUCUUUUCGGCCAGUCUAAUCGGAGUAAAACAGUUGAACCACAGCAAAACGAUUGUCUUAAAUUUAUCCUUUAAAUUUGGUAGUUAUUUAACUGACGAUUAUGAACCGUGACGGUAAACAAUGAAAGGGUAGGAGACGUAAUAGACUUAUCCUUUUGUCAACUUCUGGAUUUACAUUGUUCAUGGACGUCAUUGCUUUGCUAGUAGGAACUAGGCCUGGGCGAUUUGGCAAAAAAAAAUGAUCAUGAUAUAUUUUGUCAUAUCAUCCAAUCUCGAUUAUUAUACCGAUUUUUUUUUUUUUUAACUGCCAGUUUUAAAGUAUCUGUACUAAAAGCUAAAGAAACUAGAGAUUAGUGAAACAUUUUAUUAACAUACAAAGUAAAAAUUAAAGCAAACUGAAUAAGAUAUACUUAGAAAAUAUGUUUAUUAAAAAUAUUUGUAAAAUAUUUUAACUCAACAAUACAACAAAUGUAGAUAAAUACUAAAUAAUACAGUGAACAAGUUUACAGUCCUGAGUAUUUCUGAAGGAACGUAAGACCCAAAAUAAACAAAUCGCCCCCUCAGAGAUAAUGAAGACGCCUUAAAAUGUAAACAUUAGACGAUGUAAACCUAGAUGAUAUGAUUGAUCGCUGCUUUGGUCUGGUGGCUGCUCCGCUAGUUGUAGCUAACCUGCUAAUACUACUUGUGCCGUCAGCGGCGACAGGCUGUGCAGACCCCGCCCACAUUUUCAUGUUUUUCUCAUAAAUACUCAGGAAGAACUUCUUUAAAUGAUUAAACAGAUCGGUUGUGUUGCCGUUUUUUUUGUGGGCGCCGGUCAACAACAUACCUUACACAUCGGCUUAAAUGCUCGACGUCACUUUGUAGAUACCUGAACCACCGCCACGCAACAGACGUUGAAUAACUUCUCAACAAUAACAUCUUUGGAAAAUAACUCAAAGUCACGGCUGACAUCUAUUUUGCUGCUCUCAGCUCCACGUUUAGCUACAUGUUUGGUCAUUCUAUUUACUUCUCAGACAAUUUACAGAAGCGAACAGGAAAAGCUUGACUCUGAUUGGCUGUUGUGACACACACUUCCGCUGUGGUUGAUCGAGUAAAUAUGCUCACAGCUGAUCACUGAUCGAACUGAAACUUAUCACGAUCAUGUAAUCGCCCUGUCCUAGUAGGAACCAACAAGGAUAACCAAGAACUUCCUUAGUGCUACGUAAGACUGAAAUUGUAGCCAGUAUUGGUCAAAAUUGGAGCCAUUGUGAAAGACUGACUUAGUGAAACAGACUUUAGAACAGAAAUUGCUCUCAGAAAAAACAAUAAACUGAUAGUUUUAGUUGCUAUAAGCUUGACUGGAGCGCAGACUUUGUGCAGCCAGUGUAAACCAGGCUACAAGGGUUCAUUAGGUCCGAGUGUAUGUUAAAGCUCAACAUAGUAUCUUGUAAUUAGACCAGUGAGUUUUGGAUUGGAAUUGUGUAUGAACAACACAGCAGCAAGCGUCUCAUUUUGCAUAAUGUAGGUUCCAGUCUAUGAAUCAAAGAAACAAUUUCGUGCCAUGAAGGAUUGUUCUCUGAAAAGCCUCUUUUAUUGAACAUUCCUCUUGCAAACAGAUGACACACCAUUAAAAAGUUCCCAUCGUGAGUUACACUCAAGUGCUGCUGGGUCUUUUCUUUUGUAUUACAUCUGGUAAUUCAUUAUCACUCUUACGGUUUAUUAAUGAAUCACAAAGUGGUGGAUUUUUUAUAUUAUAAGCAAGAAAUUCUCCCGUGUGCUCCAUCUGACUUAUUCACACAGUGAUAAUAAAGAAGCAAUUUCAUCCUAAGACAGAAAAUGACUUCAUGAAGGGUAGGAAGUUAUUGUUUCAUAAAGGAGUUAGUUAUUCAGCCAUGGGUGCACAGAUGGCUCAGUGUUAUGAACAAAAGCCUGCACUCUUGGAUGAAAAGUGAUGAUGUAAAAAACAGUCAUGCCACUACUGCAUAAUGUGACUAACGACUGCUGCAUACCAAAGUAAUGUGGUCUGUUAAGUAACUUUUAAUGCACUGCUUGAUAGGUUCAUUUGAUUUGCAUGUGACUGUUCAAUUUAUGACCGAAAUGCCACAACUGACCCUCGUCUCGUGCUCUUGUUUUUCAGCCCGCUGUUUGUCACAUGGAAAAUAGGCAGAGACAAGCGGUUGAGGGGUUGUAUAGGUACAUUUUCUGCCAUGAAUCUGCACUCAGGACUCAGGGAGUACACCCUUACCAGGUAAGCAAAGGUUCUAGCCCGAGACUCGAUGCGUAGUUUUUUUUUAAUGAAGAGUGACUCCUAUGAGUGUCUUCAAUGAUGGUUUGGCUAUGUAAGGAUGGAAAAAAUAAUUGCUUUUUUUUUCGUCUUUACUUUUGUCCUGUUUCUUUUGAGAGGCUUGUUGUCACACUGUGUGAACUGCAUAUCUCAUUAAUCUCAGGUCCCUGGGUACACCACAGUCACAAAUGUCCUGAAGUCUGUUUUCCAUGACGGGUUUCCUUUUUUUAUGAACUCAAAGAAAGAGAAAACAGGGUGUGAUAUAGUGUGUAUGUGGAACACUUUCUUUGUGACACAGUCGUCAGCACUCUGUAGGUGAUGGACAAAAUGCUGAAAUUCUUGUAGUGCUGGUAAGUUCACUCUGACUUAAAGAGGCAGUGGUACACGUAAAAGAAUAGAGUAUGACUGGUGGGAAAAUAAAUUGAGAUCACUUAUCAAUGCAUGAAAAGCAAAAACAGACAAGAGUGUGUAGCAAACUAAACAAGCACUUAAUUUUGACCCAUUACAGUGCACGGUUUUCCCUACAUGCAACUGAUCGUGGGCGCACCGCCACGGCAAAAAAAAAAAAAAAGUUUUUAUCUCGCAUAGUUCUGCCUCGGACUCAUAUUUAUCAGCAGUGUUUCCCCUACAUUCAUUCGCACUGCUGAAUGAUUCUUCACGCACUGUGUGAGCACAACUACACACAACGUUAUUUCCGACUUGUUAUGAGUCAUCAAGGAGCGCAUCAAAUCCUGUCGGACACUCUUCUUUCAACGUGAAAGAUAACGUUCAAGCUUAUACACGGUCUACAUAGCGAGUAGCAUUAAUAGCAUUAGUAGCAUUAUUAUCAAUGCGGCACUAAUGAUUUCUACUCGCGCUGUGUGAGCACAACAACAAACGGCGUUAUUUUCGGCUUGUUUUGAGUCUUCAACAAGCGCAUCAGACCCUCUUCCACUAAUGUGAAGGGUAACGUUUAAGCUUAUACACAGUCUAUAUAGUGAGUAAUGCGGGUAACGUUACAUGAAUGCAACAGCGUAGCUCCAGGAGCAGCUGGGGGGGAGAGGUAAACAACUUCACAAACACCGCAGUGAUCUCUUUCCUUUGCGAUAACCUGUGGUAGAGCCAUUCACUAGGAUCUUGACCUGAGGGCUGACGCAGCUGACCGGUUAAUUAUACAUAAACACUCAGCACCUCGCUGUUAUUGUUUACAGACACACACAUUACUAACAGUGUGAGACCACGCUGGACUCUGUCUGUCUAAAGGUCACCUAUAUCAUAGAUAAGACCAACACCAGUACAAAAUGCAAGAGGUGUUCUGUUGUGUUACUACUGUGAUGAUUGAAGAAGCGGACCAGGCUCGCUGUGCCACUCUUUAAUACCUUUUUUUCCCUCAUUAGGUUUUAAUCAUGCAUUAAGAGAAAACAGUGGUAUACUGUUAAGGCAGUGGUUUUCAAGUCCAGUCCUUGAGGCACACUGUCCUGCAUGUUUUGGAUGUUUCCCUGCUCUGACACACCUGAUUCAAAUGAUCAGCUCGUUAUCAAGCUCUGUAAUGGCUUAAUAACGAGCUGAUCAUUUGAAUCAGGUGUGUUGGAGCAGGGAAACAUCCAAAACAUGCAGGACAGGGGGGGCUCGAGGACUGGACUUGAGAACCACUGUGUAAAGGAAAUAAACAUUGUGAAGUGCUGGUGUGAUUGAAAGACUUUUAAAUUCAACAUGAUUACUGACCAGUGAAGGAGGUGGCACAAGUCUUGGGAAGCUGGUCCAUCCCAAUGCAACCCUGUUUAACUCCCAUGAAGGUAGCUGUCAGGGUGGCGAUAAUAGAUGAUACCGGAAAAGAGACACACCUGCAGAGAGGCUGCGUUAAACUAAAUGCGGUGACAGUCUUAACUCAGGGAGACACUUAAACCUCUUUUAGCUGUGGGAGCCCCCCACAAAGCAGACCUGCUGCUGCAACUUGCAGGAAGUGAUACCAUUAUUUGGCCUCUUUGUUCUCGACUAUGCCUUUUCUUUUUUGCUCUCUUACAGCGUCUUUUCCUUUGUGCUCUUAUCUCCACAGUGCCCUUAAAGACAGCCGUUUCCCCCCAAUGACGAGGGAUGAGCUGCCUCGCCUCUUCUGCUCAGUGUCUCUUCUCACCAACUUUGAAGACGUCGGUGAUUACCUUGACUGGGAGGUAAGGAACACACGCGGCUCAACACUGUGCUUUGAGAAAUGCUUUUCCUUUUUACCUCUCAGCAGCUUUAAUGCUCAUUCAUCACAUAUUUCUCACACUUUGACAGAGAGUUUUGGAAAUAAAUUGAAAUCCUUCAAACCGUUCAUUAAACUGUUCGAACAGACUGAGAAUUAUUGCGUGUGGUUAAAAAUGUGGGGCUUGACAGAAACUUUGAAGAGGAUAAGUUUUUCAUUUCACAGCCUUUCAACCUUCACUUUGUGGGGCUGGGAUAUUAAAGGGCUCAAAAUGACAUUGUUUCUUGAUCCUUUCCUGCUUUUUAUUCCAGGUGGGUGUUCACGGUAUUAGGAUAGAGUUUUUCAAUGAAAAAGGAUCAAAGCGCACCGCCACCUACCUACCAGAGGUUGCAAAGGAGCAAGGUGAGAUCUAUUUAUGUUUCUGGAAAUUCAGCUUCAAAUGUUUUGUACAAAAAGCGGUGUACUUUUGCUCUAAAUGUUGACUUUUUGGAAAAGUGGAAAGAGAUUAAACUCUUUAUUUCAUUCAGGUUGGGACCACAUUCAAACCAUAGAUUCCUUACUACGAAAGGGAGGCUACAAAGCUCCCAUCACAAAUGACUUCAGGAAGACCAUUAAGUUAACCAGGUAAGACUAUUAGCACUAACAGUAUUAAAGGGAGUACAGACAUGCUGAUAUGUUGACAUGGCUCUUGUUUGUCCUAAGUUAGCAGGAUACCUUUUCUUCAUACGACUCCCUCUAAAACAAAUACAGACAAGUACAUUUUAGCCCCUGGAACCUUGACCAUUAAUUACAAUUUAUUAGAAAACUACAGUCCCCCUCUUUCGGUAUGUCCUCUCUCUGAAGAGAAAUCUCACACAGUUAGAUUUACAGCUCUUCAUUUUUACUGCACCAGUGGAAAUAUUUGCGUAAAGCUCUCAACCAGAACUGCAGUAAUUCUUAUAAGUUUCAACAUGUGAUGUCUUCAGAGUCAGCAAAGGCUGAGGCUAAGGAGUAUGCGUGGAAAAAGAAGAAGGUCUGGGGGUUACCAUAAUAAAACUGUGAGCUCAGCAGACCUCAGUAGGUUGCUCCUUAUCUCCACUUAAAGCCAGUGGCUUGUGGCUCUGUAAGCGUCUCUAAGCGUCUGUCAGCAUAACACUCUAGGAUGAACACUUUGGGUCGAGGAGCAGUUAGAAAAAGUAAGAAAUGACUUUCCCCGUUUCUGACGCAACAAUACUGAGGUACUGUUCUAAAGUUCACAUGAAUUCAAACUUUUAUCCUGAGUCUUGCAUUGAUCAGAACCUCUGUGCUUGUAACUCGCCCAACAGUGGAAGACAUGUUGUUUUGAAGUGUGGAGACUUUUCUUUUCCUCGAGAAUUUGAUGAUUAAUCUCCUCUUCAGUGUCUACUAAAAGCAUCCGAAAACCACGUCCCUCUACAAGACAUAAAAGCAGAAUACUGAGAUAGAGGUAAUGAGAAAAAUCAGCUAUUUCUGUGAUCAGAAAUAUGCCGGGAAGCAAAAUCACUUCUUGAGUGAUCUGCACAAAUUGGAUGCUAUGUCUCAGUUUGAAUAUGACGGAACUGUUUGGUGGAAUGAUCAAUAAUUUCUGCAAAAUCAGCUGCUGUAAACAUCAAUUUGUAUCCCUAAUAAAUUACCCCCGAGUAGGGAUAGUGAGAUCAACUGAUUCAUAUUGAUACACGGACACUUAGAGGCAUAACAUUAGUGCAUCUGAGGGGCAGCUGUGAAUGUAUGUAAUGUUGGAAUGAAAUCAAAUCACAUCAGCUAGUAAACAUACACUCUGCAUCCGUCAAAUCUGAUCCCUGCCUGGAUGUAAAACAUGAAAAUGUGACCAAGCUAACUGAACUCUGUCGGCACAGUCGUGGAAAUUCACUCAUGUCUCUGGAUAAUGUGCUGAUACUGAAUCAGUUGAAAACUUGAAAUGACAGUAAAUCAUUAGCCUGUAAAAAGCAUACAGUACAUCUUCUAACUCAUUGGUUCUCAAGUCCAGUCCUCGAGGCCCACUGUCCUGCAUGUUUUGGAUGUUUCCCUGCUCCAACACACCUGAUUCAAAUGAUCAGGUCGUUAUUAAGCCAUUACAGAGCUUGAUAUUGAGCUGAUCAUUUGAAUCAGGUGUGUUGGAGCAGGGAAACAUCCAAAACAUGCAGGACAGUGGGCCUCGAGGACUGGACUUGAGAACCACUGUUCUAACUCCUUCAUCCUUCAAGUCAGGUCUUCUUAUGUCGAGAUCAAAUCUUUCAUCUUACACUGCAUUAUUAGCCGUAUACAGUCAAUAAAGUGAUAUAAUUGCCUGCAGUGUCACAUACAUACCUUCCUUGAAUCUUUUCCACUGUAUUGGACAAAGACUCUUGAUAAUUCAUCAACUUCAACAUAUUCAGCUCAGGGUCACAUUCGUUGCAGCGUUAUAUUUCAAUGCAGAUCACCACAGCUUUCCUAACAUGUAAUAAGGCUCAGCCACCCGCCACUGACCCCCCACAUCUUCUGUUUCCCAGGUACCGUAGCGAGAAGAUGACAAUGGGUUAUGCAGAGUACAUCGCCCACCGCCAGCACCAUCACUACCAGAAUGGCAUCGGGCACCCUCUACCACCCUACAACCAUUAUUCCUGACAGCGAGCCGCAUGACCAAUCAUUGGACCUCUCCGCGGACCUUUUCCCAGGAGAGCCCGCCCCCUCCUGGUCUAGCUAUUUCUACUACUGUACCAUUUUAUGAUGAUAGUUUCCGUUGCCAUGCUGGCCGUCUUCUCUGACGUUGACAUGGCAACGGGUGGCAACGAAGCAUCAUUUGAUUACGGCAAGAAAUCCACUCUUCUUUUUCUUGGCCUGUGGUUAAGUUUUUGCAGCAUAUGUAAACCCAUAUCUAUAACCCCCUUCAUUCAUAUUUUUGACAAAACGAAUAUUAGAUUUUAUUAAUCUUUCAGCAAAACUAAUCAGGUGUUUGAUUCUGUGGAUGGAAGGAAGUGUCUUAUAGGGUGGAUUAGUCUCAUGCUUAUAUCGUUUAGGCUUUGCUUCAAUUUAACAUUAACUAAAAAAAUAAUUUUUUUCACUUAUUUUUUCUCUUCUAUUUACUCUCCUGACAUGUAAAUCAUGUAGCAAGGCAACUGCAGUUCUCAAAGGCUGUGUCGUCUCUAUUCUGAUUCCUCUCAAAAAAAGAAAAAAAUAGAGUGACUGUUGAGGUUGUGUUAGCCUUGUAAACUCUUGUAGUGAUGUAGUUGGGACUUUAUAACGGGAUCUGUGUACUCCAAAGUAUAACUUGUAGGAUUGUGAUGCCCUUUGACCGGCCUUUGCUGGUAAUGUUUCUUGUCGGAGCUCACAGUCGUUUGUGUAUUUCUGUGUGUGGAUAUAGAUGUCGGUCUACCACCAAAUUUGAACCGGUAGAUUGAAUUAGAAAUCGAAUCUUUACCUAAAGUUCCCCUUCUGAGAUUUUUUUGAAAACCUGCUCCUGAGUAUUUGAAAUGUUUUGUGUUGGACCUGUGAACCUUAAACUGCGUAUUUUAGGCUAGGGGUUUUAGCUUUGUUCCCUUUUUUUUUUUUUUCUUGAGCUUUUCCAAAAUUAAAAGUGGAGAAAGCCAUUUUGUCCGGGGAUGAUCGAGUCCACAGAUGUGGUUAGUUAGUGUAAAAAAAAACAUAAAAAGGUUGAUUUCUUUGUGAUGAAGAGGCGGAGCAGGCAUAGCUACAGGUUCCAAGAUGUUACAAAAAAAAAUACACGAACAAUACCUUGAUGAAAAUGUAUGCGUUUGUUGGUUUGUGAGUUUACUGGCAGGGAGUCACUUGACAGGGACAUGCUACUACUCAAAGCCAUAUUCUCUUUUUACUCUACACUCUGUAAAGUAGUCUGCUGUUUGGCUUGAAGUGUUUGCAUUCGGUGCCACUCGACUGGUAGCCUCUGACGUUUUCAUUCUUCAACCUCUGAAUGCAAACUUUUUUACACCAGCCGGCCUCAGACAGGGCCGCACCACUGAAUGCUACUCGUCAGACCUGGCGGUUUCACUCAUUAGUCACACGUCUCGCGUAUCGCCCGUGUCGUUGCGGAGACACUGUCUUGCCUCUUCAGAUUAUAGCUAACCAUUGUCACUCGUCCACUAAGUAUGAUGUAUUAAAAACUGUCAUUUUGAAUGAAGACACACUAAAACGCACAAUAAGAGUGUUGAAAUGAACAUGUUUGUGUCAUUUAGAAGUGCAUGUCAUUGUGCAGAUAGUUGAUUUAGUUGUUGAAACCGCACCUCCACCCUCCUCUCUCUAAACUCUCUGCUGUUCACUGAGAUCCCAUCAGCACAGGAAGUGUUUAGCUCAGUGCUCUGUUUAGUCAGCUGUUUGGCACUUGGUUAGAGCAAACACACUCGACUAAGUCAGAGCCGAAUCUUCGCAUGGGGCUGAGCGGCUCGCAGUUAAAGGUCUACACAUAAAAAGCCAGGGCUUUGUUAAGGACUCAAGAAGCCAUCCUCCCAUCCUGACAUGUGUUGUCGUCGUCGUCGUGAGUCACAUCCACACACGCUAGGCUAGUCGUAUUUCCUUUUCCAGAAUGUUUGAGGAUCAUGACGUGUGAUCUGCUCGCUUUGGGGUCAGUUUUAGUUUCGCUAACUGGAAAUUUUUUUGAGAGGUUCUUGUUACUUGACCAACAUCUUUCUUCGUAACAGCCUUUACUAACUGACAGGUUAUUUUUUUUCUUUAUGCAAAAACGUCAAGGGCUUUUGGCACUCCAUCCACAGUAACCCGAAAUGACCCAGAUUUAAGUUGUGUCGCCUUAAAUGAAUGAUUUAAUAAAUGGUGGGCCAGUAGAUGACGCUCUGACUGCUCCUCCAUCCCGUGGUCCGUUCGUUCCAGCUCAUCUUCACACCACAGUGUAAGGAAGGAACUCACAUGAUGUUUUCCUCACUUGAAUGCGAUAAAACUUUGUCAUGGAGGCUCCUGUAUGCCUGCAGCCUCCUGUUUUCUCAUCGUCUCCAGCUGCUGGUCCUCUCAUCUUUUGAAAGCCCAACAUAAACUGAUACGCUCUCGAGAACAAAGUCAGACACUGUGGUGUUGUAACCCUAAAUGUUCAAACCACGGGUGGAAAGCUGUAUGUAUGCUUUAAAGAUAAAAACACUACAUAAAGAUCCGGAGGAGCAGUCAGGUGGUCAUUUCCUGGUCCAUUAAAUACAGCACAACCUGAAUUUUUCUGCUGCAAAACCAAAUUGACCAUGCUCUUUUACAUAUAUGUCUUUGUAUACACAUGCAAUGUCUUUAGUUGCAUGUAUGUAUGAGUAUGAGACCUAUGGUUUUAUUCAUGAUAUGCUUGAUCUAUGGCUUAGACACUCUUAUUAACCAUUAAGAGAUUUAAAAGACAAAUAUGGUGCUAUCGGACCUCAUAUUGGGGUGGUCACAGCUCGUGACUGGUCAUGCGGACUCAUUGAUCAUAUCAUACUUAAAGAUGCUGCAUGUAAGAUUUUCUCUGUUGCGUAUGGCUGUGAAAUGAGUCAUGGUGGCGCAUUUAAAAACUGAAGGAUGUGUUCAUCACCGUAAUACAGUAGCCCCUUUUAUUCUGUCCAAUGUGGGUGAUUUCGGGAUCAAUUCCCUAUGGGAAAAACUGACUGAUAUCGUAGACAUAAUGAGGAAGGAGGAGCCCUGCAGCAAACCCAUCACAGGGGCUAUGAAUGUACUGUCAGUGGCCAUUAGUUCAUUUUAACAGCCGUACAACAAGAGAAAAUCCUACAUGUGUUACCUUUACUAUCCUUGAUAUAUGCAGAUCUGUUCAACAGGUGUUUAUUUUUUUUCCUACCAGUGCAAGUCAACACCCGUUGCAGGUUUGAAAGGACAAGAAGUCACACGUAGCCUCCCUCCCUCCCUCCUCCCCUCCCCUCUCAAUAUCUCCCCACACUGUGGCCCGACCUCAUGGCCUAGUUUGUCCAGGCGUGGCGUGUGUGUCGUUCGGUAGAAGGUGGCAGUAGUAGUGCUCGUCGCCUCUCCUGGAAAGAGGCUGCUUGUUUCAGAGCACAUCCUCCGUUUUCCUCUAGCUGCUGAAUCGUUUGACCUCCUCUGAAAGGAAAAGUCUGAGGCGUCGCGGUGAAAGGUCUGGUUGUGAAGGCCUUCACAGACGCUCUCGGACGAUGUUGAAGGUGAGCAUCUCCUCUAACGGGACGCAGAGUAAAUGUUUUACGUAGAGCACGCAGAAAAUAGUCCUGCUUCUGUACUGAUUAACUGUUUUUAAAAGCAUUGAUACCUCAUGGGACGUUGUGGAACGACAUUAGUAGUUUGUUGUAGCAGAUUGUGUUUUGGUUCCAUACCAGGGUUAGAGUUCAGCCUCAGCAUUCCCAGCGUGGUCAUUCUCAUAUUUUGAGGAAUGCUCAAGCUCGUGUUACCUUCGUAUGUUUGACUGAACCAAAGAUGCCAGCGGCCAUGCCCAAAUGCUGCUCUUCAGGCCUGGCUUCCUGUCCUUCCAAAAGACACCCCUGCAAUUGACAAAAAAAUGUUCUUUAUGUUGUUUUUUUUUUUUUUUUUGUGCGAUUUCUCAACUGUCUUGACUUUUUGAGCAACCCGAUUUUCAAUGAAUUUUCAUUGAGUCUAUCUCUGAAGCCGUUAAUGGCAUCACGGAUGGUUUAAAAAGAUGGUUGCAUAUUGUUGUUACUUGUUUUGUUUAUUAUUAUUAUUAUUAUUAUUAGUAUUGCUAUAAUUUACAAAAAUGAAAAAUCCCAUGGUGUGCCUCCUAGCUUUAUGGGUUUAUAAAUGUUUUUUUCCCUAAAGACCAGCAGUUAUACUUUGUAUAAAAGAUGGAUUUUUCCUUAUUUUUUAUGCCAUUAAAGAUAAAAAAAGCCUGUUUUCUUUACUCUGGACCCAGUAGCUGCACUGGUAUACAAUCGCACUGAUAGAUGAAUAAAAAAAAAAAAAGAAUAAAUGAAUCAAUAAUAAUAAUGAUAAUGACAAAUGAAAUAAGAACUACAAUAAACUUGUGUUUGAAACUUUUAUUAAAAAACCUUUAAAAAAAAAUCCAAUAAAAAAAGAAAAUGACUGUUUUUGUACAUCAAAAUAAAUUGUUUUCAAAAGAAUAUUUUGGAUCUAGUUUCAAAAUUAUUUUAGUGGUUUUCUAUGUUCUGAAUUUUUGAGACACUGACUUCUAAGAUGUGUCACUGUACAAAAUGACUUUUUUCUGUUGCAGUGGCCUGAUGGGCUGGGAGGGUUACCUGGUGUAACUCCUCAUACCAACUUUUAUUUCUUUUCCUUUUCCAUUUUUGGAACUUUUUUUUUUCUCUGCUUUAUAGUAACUUGAAAAAUGUUGAUGGAAUAAUACGAACUGGGAACUUCAAAUCCACCCCCCUGUAGAGCUAGACCCUUCCUCCUUUCUUAUUGAAUUGCUGUUAGUGUGACGCGACUUGAAAUGGGCAUUUAUUAUGAUAGUAUGACUCCAAAAGAGAAAAAAAAAACACAAAAAUAAACACACCCCCAAAAAAACUAAGAGAAAAAAAAAGAAAUUAAGCAAAAAAAAUUGCAAAAGAAAAGUGUGGGGAGGGUUGAAAGAAUAUAUAUAGAGGGGUUAUCUGAGUAUGUAAGCAAUGGCUGUGAAGAUAAUGUAGUUUUAAACAUUGUUAUUACCUUUUAAAAUCAUUUAUUCAAUAAAAAAAUACAAAAUCAACUGAAAAGAGAA